Messenger RNA from Trypanosoma theileri, 402 nucleotides. Its product is annotated as DNA-direcetd RNA polymerase II, subunit 9. Gene Ontology annotation, cellular component: RNA polymerase II, core complex. The transcript has a single exon. The record is from RefSeq and is a predicted model, not a curated record. Gene Ontology annotation, biological process: transcription initiation at RNA polymerase II promoter; maintenance of transcriptional fidelity during transcription elongation by RNA polymerase II; DNA-templated transcription. Gene Ontology annotation, molecular function: DNA-directed RNA polymerase activity. Bases 1 to 402 code for a protein of 133 amino acids. NCBI's taxonomy places the organism in Eukaryota, Euglenozoa, Kinetoplastea, Trypanosomatida, Trypanosomatidae.
AUGCAGACUACACUAACGCACUUAGAUGACGCACCUAUGCUCUUCUGUGAGCGGUGCAAUAACCUUCUCUACCCUGAAAAUGAUCCUCUUGAUAGGCAAAUGAGAUGGCGAUGUAACUACUGCAAGACUACUGAGGUUCAUGAUGAAAACAAGCUUGUGUAUAUUUUAAAUCUCAAGGUAAAAACUGGUACAGUAGAGGAGUUGGAGUUGUUGGCUGAAUUUGCAAAUGACCCCACAGCACAACGUGACCCAACAAAAAGGUGCAGUCGCUGUGGAGAAAAUGAUGUGACAUGCUUUGUGAAUCCUCUUGGUCAGCCUCAUGAAGACAUGACUCUUUACUUCGCGUGCGCAAACCCCAAGUGCCGCCAUGUGUGGAAGAGCGGUGAUACACAGGAACAGUAA